Saccoglossus kowalevskii is the source of this 1882-nucleotide messenger RNA. RefSeq names its product lipopolysaccharide-induced tumor necrosis factor-alpha factor homolog. Gene Ontology annotation, molecular function: zinc ion binding. NCBI's taxonomy places the organism in Eukaryota, Metazoa, Hemichordata, Enteropneusta, Harrimaniidae. The record is from RefSeq and is a predicted model, not a curated record.
AAAACAAUCAAAGACGAGACGAGUGUUUCAUUUACUGUCAAUUUGUUGUUAUUUACAAAGUGAUAAGCGAUUCAAAUUCAUUCUAUUCUGAUUGAAUUUCCAGAUUACAGUAUCAACCACUCUAGCAGAGAUUUGUGGACUUUGGACUAAGGAAUAUUUUUAUCUUUCAAAUAUGGCUGAUCAACCACCACCACCUUACCCAAAUAUGGCUGAUCAACCACCACCCCCUUACCCAGGGACUGGUGAAAAGACACCAUACCCACCUGGUCCUACUGACCCAGUUCAACCAGGAUAUUACGUACCGCCACCUGGUAUGCAUGAACAACCACCUCAAGCAGGAACGUAUCCCCAGCCUAUCAUCAGUGGGCAUGCCCCACCACCGAGUGGAAUGCCAUACACACAGCAGCCCCCUCCAUCAGGAGGUGCACAUUACCAACAUACAUCACAGACAGUUGUUAUUGCACCACAACCAUUGACUGCUACAUCAGUUGUUGUUCAACUCAACAAUCAGCCAGUAGCGAUGACAUGCCCCUACUGCCAGAAAAGCAUUGUUUCUGAAACCUCCUUUGAAGUUGGCACGUGUGCCUGGAUUGCUUGUGCUAUAUGCUGUUUUGUAGGGUGUGAUGCUGGAUGUUGUCUGAUUCCAUUUUGCAUGGACGACUUCAAAGAUUGCGUGCAUAGGUGUCCAAGUUGCCAGUCAGUCUUGGGAAAAUGUUCAAGAAUGUAAUGACCAUCGAACACCAUCUUUAAAUAUGAACAGAUGAGGAAGAGGCUGCUAUGGUAACUAUGGUCGCUUCAAGGCCAUUAGUUUUACACACCGAACAACAUUUGUCUAGUCCUAAAGCAAUGUUUGCUCUAAGCAUUUUCAGGUAGUCAGAUUACUCAGUGAGGUACCCAUGUUUCUCAGUGAGGUACCCAGGUUUCUCUGUGAGGUACCCAGGUUUCUCUGUGAGGUACCCAGGUUUCUCAGUGAGGUACCCUGAUUUUUCAAUGAUGUACCCAGGUUUCUCAGUGGUGCACCCAGGUUUCUCAAGUGAGUUAGCCAGGGUACUCAGGGAGGUACCAUGGUACACAUGUUUCUCAGUGAGGUACCCAUGGUUCUCAGUGAUGUACGCAGGUUUCUCAAUAAGGCACCCAGGUUUCUCAAUGGUGUACCCAGGUUUCUCAGUGAUGUAGCCAGGUUUCUCAGGGAGGUACCCAGGUUUCUCAGUGAGGUAGCAAGGUUUCUCAUGAGGUACCAAGGUUUCUCAGUGAGGUACCCAGGUUUUUCAAAGAUGUACCCAGGUUUCUCAGUGAGGUACCCAGGUUUUUCAAAGAUGUACCCAGGUUUCUCAGUGAGGUACCCAGGUUUCUCAGUGACUUUGAAAACUUUGAGAAACAUUCCAUUUAAUUUCAAGCAUUUUUUAUUUAGAUACAUCUUAUUCCACACAGAUUUGGACACAAUAUUUAAAUAUUAUUAUAAUGAAAAAAACAACGCUUUAAGAUGCCCCAAUUGUAUAUGUUUGUGAAAACUACCAUGAUAUGUUACUUUUAGGAUAUCCUGAAAAUGGCCUAUUAUAUUUUCCUGCUUCAUAGUGUGUAGAAAUGAACAAUUGGUUUUCCAUAUUUUAUUAAACUUAAACUUACAAUACAAAGUCAACAUAUUCAGUACAAAACUGAAGCUGCUCUAUUUAAAGGGGAACCGCUCAAUCCCAUGGAUUGCACCAAAGAAUCAUGGGACACUAUUGUUUAUGUUGUUUACAGUGUUAAUCUAUCUUUUGUUAUCCAUUGUUAUUUUAAUCCAGAAAGUAAAUUUGUUGUGAAAUUAAUCUUACUGGAAGGUGCCCCUUUAAAUAUCUGCCCAAACUGCAUAUUAAAUGGGACUAGAAAUACACCAACAUUU